Syzygium oleosum is the source of this 721-nucleotide messenger RNA. RefSeq lists its product as uncharacterized. The coding region runs from base 23 to 475 and encodes 150 amino acids. Gene Ontology annotation, cellular component: intracellular membrane-bounded organelle. Lineage: Eukaryota; Viridiplantae; Streptophyta; Magnoliopsida; Myrtales; Myrtaceae. The transcript has 2 exons. The record is from RefSeq and is a predicted model, not a curated record. Gene Ontology annotation, molecular function: thiolester hydrolase activity.
UGUUAUUUCAAUUAAGCAAUGCAUGAAUUGCCUUUCGUUUCUGCAGGACCUUGCUAACUGUCUAAAAGGCUGCAGGUUUCUCCCAAAAGUAAAUAUUGAUCUCGUGGAUUACAGAAACUCAACCUACAAGGAAAGAUUUGCUAACUUGCAGAACCUAGUCCUUAUUAUGACCGAGCUUUACACCAAGGAUUGGAUUGGAUUGAAGACCUUAGAUGAAGCUGGGAAAGUCAAAUUCAUCAAUGUCUCUAGGAACCAUCUCCAGAUCUCUCUUGCUGACAUGCAAAAAUAUAUAGUACCUUACUUGGUGGAUGAUGCAGCUUUAGCAAACAAAAUGGCAACAAGAAUGGCUUCUAGUAGUUGGACCCCAUGGGUUCAGGGUUUGUAUCGAAGAAUGUUGAGGCGAAGAUUGGUUAGGCUGUUUGAGGAUUGGCCACUACUCUUGGCAGUUACCUUUAGCUUCUGCUUAAAAAUGUAAGAUUAUGACAUACAAUGUGAUUUGAGAGAUUGAUUCAGGCAGAAACUGAGACGGUCAAUGCAAAUGAACUCCAUAUAGAUUUUGAUUUACAUGUGACCUAAAGAUAAAGCAGUUAGGACUCGAUCAUUUGCAAAAUAUGCACAAUGUAACUGGGCUCUUACACCUACCAUGUGAGUUAACCAUUUUCACUGUGGCAUAUACUCUAUCAACAAAUAUAGGUGGACCAAAUCAAUGGUUGAAUUUUCA